AUGGAGGUGGAAUCAUUGAGAAACAAGAGUGGGAAAACAAUGGAAGAACAGCCAGGCGGUUCAGCUGCUAAUGUCUUCAAGCGUAGGCGUAGAUGCAGAAACAUCUGUUUUGGAGUGAUGGGUGUUUUGAUUUUGAUCAUAAUCCUGAUCGUGAUCUUAGCUUUAACCGUUUUCAAGGCCAAACGCCCCGUGACAACCGUCGACUCUGUCUCCUUAGCCAACCUGAGGUUUUCUCUGGAUUUAGCCAGACUCAAAGUGUCGUUAAACGCUAGCCUGGACGUGGAUCUUUCAGUCAAGAACCCAAACAAAGUUGGCUUCAAGUACACCAACUCGUCUGCACAGUUGAAUUACAGAGGUAAACAGAUAGGCGAGGUUCCAAUUCCAGCUGGUAAGAUUUCUGCGGAUAAAACGGUUCCCAUGAACUUGACACUGACUGUCAUGGCGGAUCAGUUGAUCUCAGAUUCCAAGUUCAUUUCUGAUGUUUCCGAUGGUGAAUUGCCUCUGAACACUUUUGCUAAGAUUCCAGGCAAGGUUAAUAUCUUGAAUCUGUUUAAGAUUCAUGUUGUUGCGUCCACUUCCUGCGAUUUUAUUGUCUUUUUAUCUAAUGCAAGUAUUGGGGACCAAGACUGCAAGUAUAAGACAAAAUUGUAA
Molecule: messenger RNA, 651 nt
Organism: Durio zibethinus
Lineage: Eukaryota; Viridiplantae; Streptophyta; Magnoliopsida; Malvales; Malvaceae
Source: RefSeq, a predicted model, not a curated record